Messenger RNA from Eubalaena glacialis (North Atlantic right whale), 2177 nucleotides. RefSeq names its product ring finger protein 166 (gene RNF166). Gene Ontology annotation, biological process: protein polyubiquitination; ubiquitin-dependent protein catabolic process. The record is from RefSeq and is a predicted model, not a curated record. NCBI's taxonomy places the organism in Eukaryota, Metazoa, Chordata, Mammalia, Artiodactyla, Balaenidae. The transcript is spliced from 6 exons. Bases 43 to 1098 code for a protein of 351 amino acids. Gene Ontology annotation, molecular function: ubiquitin protein ligase activity.
GGCCGGGACAGGGGCGGCGGCGGCGGCGGGCCGGGCCCCGGGAUGGCGAUGUUCCGCAGCCUGGUGGCCUCGGCUCAGCAGCGGCAGCCGCCGGGCGGGCCCGCGGGCGGUGACAGCGGCCUGGAGGCGCAGUACAGCUGCCCCAUCUGCCUGGAAGUCUACCAUCGGCCCGUGGCCAUCGGCAGCUGCGGACACACGUUCUGCGGGGAGUGCCUCCAGCCGUGCCUGCAGGUGCCGUCCCCCCUGUGCCCACUGUGCCGCCUGCCCUUCGACCCCAAGAAAGUGGACAAGGCCGCCCACGUGGAGAAGCAGCUUUCGUCCUACAAGGCACCCUGCCGGGGCUGCAGUAAGAAGGUGACGCUGGCCAAGAUGAGGGUGCACGUUGCCUCCUGCGUGAAGGUCCAGGAGCAGAUGGCCAACUGUCCCAAGUUCGUCCCCGUGGUGCCCACGUCCCAGCCCAUCCCCAGCGCCGUCCCCAACAGGUCCACCUUCGCCUGCCCUUACUGUGGUGCCCGCAACCUGGACCAGCAGGAGCUGGUGAAGCACUGCGUGGACGGCCACCGUGGCGACCCCAACCGCGUGGUGUGUCCCAUCUGCGCGGCCAUGCCCUGGGGCGACCCGAGCUACAAGAGCGCCAACUUUCUGCAGCACCUGCUCCAUCGGCACAAGUUCUCCUACGACACCUUCGUGACCCUCCUGCAGGCCCUCCCCUCCUGUGCGCCCCCAGCCCUGCUAUGCUUGUCCCCCGCCAGCCUCCAGGCACCAGACCCUGUGGAGUCGACCCCUCCGCUCCUCCGCCUGUGCCUGGUCCUGAUGGGUGGAUGCCACGGGGAUCCCUGGCUUCUCUGCUCAUCUCAAGCCCCGUUCUUGAGUCUGAGGGGAAAGGACAGCUCCGAUUCCGGGCAUCCAGCCUGCGCAGCCCGCCCAGCCCUCAGUCACUGGGCGUGGUGUCCUCGGGGCGGCUCGCUGCGCGGGCCUCGGGGCAGCCAGACCAUCCCCACAGAGCGGUCGCCACACAGUGCCCGGGACCCCGUGACCGUGCGGGGCCAAAGGGGGGCGGGGAGACCGGACGCGGCAGAGCCGGUCUGUUUGAGGUGACUGGACCAGGGCGGGGGGGGUCGCCCUGAGAGGCCCCGGCGUCCCCGGCCCAGCUCCGCUCCCUGUCUUCCAGGACUACAGCAUCGACGAGGAGGCCGCCUUCCAGGCCGCCCUGGCCCUGUCUCUCUCCGAGAACUGAAGGCGGGGCCACUGGCCCAGCCCUCCCGCCUCGAGGGACAGGCCCUGCCAGCUCCUGCGGCCCAGGCCUGCCUGGGAAGGCGCCUCGAGGGCCAGGGGGAGCCUCACUGCUGCAGGAGGAGAGGCCGCGUCCCCGUCGUCACCGGCUCUUCGGUGCUUCGGGCUGAGCAGGUGGCCUCGGGGGGCCGGCCACUGGGACGGAGUGUGGCCACUGUCUGUGUCUCAAAGCCAUGAUGUCCUCCCUGCAGAGAGGACCCUUCAGGCCCUGCCGCGUCCACAGGCCCCGGCACUGAGCAGGGAAGCGCGGAGGGGGCCCCGGCCCAGCACCUGGCAACGCUUCCCCCUCGCGUGCUCGGUACUGGCUUUUGUGAUACCUAGAGGUUCCACGCUUUUCUAUAUUAUCCGGUGUGAUGACCUUUUCACGUUUUCUAGAGCAAAGACAGAGCAGUUACCCUUCAUAUUGCAAUAUCUGUGUUUGACUAGGAAUAAUAGUAUUUUUAUGGAACGUUUACAAAAUUAUAUUUUUUAAAAAAAAAAACAAUAAAAAACGAACGGUUGUGGGAUUGGUAGGGGGAGGGGAGGAGAGACGGGGCAAUCGCUGUGUGCGGGGACCGAGGUGGCCACGUCCCCAGGUCACCUUGCCGUUCCCCAGGGUCACUGUGAUAAUAACGGGAAGAAAUCCCAACGCCCGGCCACUUGCAGUGGCGCUGUGUCUGCUCCUGGCCUCCCGCCUGGGUCUUGGCCUCGGCCCUGCUGUCACUGUUCCAAAGCUGACCACCUCCCGCCCCCGGCAGGGCCACCCCCGGCAGUGGCAGAGCGUGGGGGCCGGGGCGGGGGCCGGGGCCAGGCAGUGCAGAAGAUACUCAUCGGCACCCUCGUUUGGUUCAUGGCAUAAAUUAUUGCUGUCUUUAAAAAAAAUUUAAAUAAAAUGUCUCAAAGCA